Fopius arisanus is the source of this 3776-nucleotide messenger RNA. RefSeq names its product sodium chloride cotransporter 69 (gene Ncc69). The transcript is spliced from 16 exons. Gene Ontology annotation, cellular component: membrane. Gene Ontology annotation, molecular function: sodium:potassium:chloride symporter activity. The coding region runs from base 311 to 3466 and encodes 1051 amino acids. Gene Ontology annotation, biological process: chloride transmembrane transport; chloride ion homeostasis; cell volume homeostasis. The record is from RefSeq and is a predicted model, not a curated record. NCBI's taxonomy places the organism in Eukaryota, Metazoa, Arthropoda, Insecta, Hymenoptera, Braconidae.
UCUCAUACCCUUCACACGUGUCUCCAGUGAGUCUUUACCAGACCGGUAGUUCCUCCUCACACGUGGUCUCUUUACGCGCCUCUAUUGCUUCAAAAUUCCUGUCGUAAUAACUCGUUGUAUUAUUAUUUCGUCUCCUCUCUUUUGGGGACAACUGCAGUUUCUUCACCCUUGUUGCGGGGUUGCCACGGUGAUGUCAAGAUAAUGGUGCAUAUUGAAAAAAUUUUCUUACGCUCUGGAAUCAUUUCGUGAGAGGAUUUCAUGUGGAUUUGCUAUUUUAGUUUUCUCUGUGGAAUUGAUGUAGGAGUUAAAAAUGCCGUACGAGGAGAAUGGAAAGGCGGAAAUAGACCUGGAGGAUGUGGAAUUGAGUCCCCUCCAGCGGAGGACACGUUUCCAUGUCAACCGGGUGGACAGCAUGGAGGGUAGGACGAGUCUCCUUGGGGAACAGGAAACAAAAAAAUCCCUCAGGCAUAUGACACGUGAAGCUUUACCGAGGCUCGAUAAUUAUCGCAAUAUUCUGAGCAUUCAGGCAGCACAUAGACCCUCUCUGGAUGAAUUACAUAAUCCUACGUUCAAUUUAAAUAAGGCCGGUGGAACCAACACGUUACCAUUGAAUCACGAGAAACCCGCGGGGGUUGGGGUAAAAUUCGGAUGGAUUCAGGGGGUGCUGAUGAGAUGUCUUCUCAAUAUAUGGGGGGUGAUGCUUUUUCUGAGACUUUCGUGGGUUGUCGCGGAGACUGGUGUCGGGCAAGCUUUUCUGUUGAUAAUGACGACGACGGUAGUGACAACAAUAACUGCCUUGUCAAUGUCCGCAAUCAGUACAAACGGCUUGAUAAAAGGGGGUGGAACUUAUUAUAUGAUCUCAAGAUCCCUUGGUCCAGAAUUUGGUGGAUCCAUAGGUCUGAUUUUCUCCCUGGCUAAUGCCGUCGCCUGUUCCAUGUAUGUCGUUGGAUUCUGCGAGAGUCUCAUGGAUUUACUUCGACCUGGGGAGAAUUGUCUCGUGGAUGGGUGCGGACCCUGGGAUAUCAGGAUUGUAGGUUGCAUAACAAUAAUUGUCCUGCUUGUCAUUGUUAUGAUUGGGAUGGAGUGGGAAGCGAAAGCACAAUUGGGACUUUUAGUCAUUCUCCUCAUUGCACUUGCCGAUUUCAUCAUUGGCACCUUCAUCGGUCCCAAGAGCGACCAGGACUACGCCAAAGGUUUCAUAGGAUAUAACGCAAACUUAUUCAAACAAAAUUUUGGACCUGAUUAUCGGCCGAAGGACGAUAAGGAGCACACUUUCUUCUCGGUAUUAGCGAUAUUUUUUCCAGCAGCCACUGGAAUUCUCGCUGGCGCCAAUAUUUCUGGAGAUUUGAAGGAUCCACAGUCAGCAAUUCCUAAAGGAACUCUCCUGGCAAUUGCCCUCACAACCGCUUCAUACUUAAUGAUGGCAGCGAUGGUUGGUGGAACAGUAAUGAGAGACGCUUCCGGGAAUUUAGCAGAUUUAAUUGAAUUGGCAAACAAUUCUGUAGUUUUACUGAACACCACAAUUCUCCCAAAUACCUCGAUGAUGGUUAAUUCAACUGUGGAGAGUCUGAGUGUCUCUGGAAUUAACUGGACAUACGGUAGAUCAUUCAACUGCACGGGGGGCUGCAAGUACGGUAGCCACAACAGUUAUCAAGUUGUUGAACUUGUCUCUGGCUUUGGACCGUUCAUCUACGCGGGCUGUUUUGCAGCAACUCUGUCCAGUGCCCUGGCUUCCCUAGUUUCAGCACCAAAAGUAUUCCAAGCGCUUUGCCAGGAUCACUUGUACCCCGGAAUCCACUGGUUCAGUGGGAAAAAGGGAAAGGAACCAAUCCGAGGAUAUUUACUCACGUUUAUCAUUGCAGUUGGAUUCAUUCUAAUUGGUAACCUGGAUUCCAUUGCGCCAUUGAUCUCAAAUUUCUUCCUCGCUGCAUACACACUCAUCAAUUUCAGCACUUUUCACGCAUCCCUGGCUAAACCCAUUGGUUGGCGGCCGACAUUCAAAUAUUAUAAUAUGUGGCUGAGUCUCGCUGGAUCGAUUCUCUGUGUCGCUGUUAUGUUCCUCAUCUCCUGGUGGACGGCUCUGAUCACAUUAUGCGCAGUCAUGGCUCUCUAUUUAGUUGUUGCGUACAGAAAACCAGACGUUAAUUGGGGAUCAACUACCCAAGCACAAACGUAUAACAGUGCUCUCAAUGCUGUUCAACAACUGGACAGAGUGGAGGAGCACGUCAAAAAUUAUAGGCCCCAGCUUAUGGUGCUGAGUGGUGCUCCAAGCGUCAGAUCAGCUCUUAUAGACUUUGCCCAUCAUAUUACAAAGAAUCAAAGUCUUUUAAUCUGCGGUCACAUCGUCGAGACUUCGUUGUCCUACAAGACUCGAGCGAUAAUGAUGGCGAAGAACACCUCGUGGUUGAAAAAUAACAAAAUGAAGGGAUUCUACAAUUUAGUGGAUGGCGCUAAUUUCCAGGAUGGAGCAACUUCUCUCCUGCAGUCCUCGGGGCUUGGAAAAUUAAAGCCAAAUAUUCUAAUGAUGGGAUACAAGCAGAACUGGGCGACUUGCUCUGCCGAGGCUCGAAACAUGUACUUCAAUGUUAUGCACAAAGCGUUGGAUAUGCACAUCGCAGUGGCAAUUCUACGGUUGAGUGAGGGUUUGGACUGUAGUUCAGUUCUUAAUGAAGCCGAAGACUCGAAGAGAAGUGCUACGACAACAAUUCGAGGGAAUCAGAGUUUCUCCCAGUUGAGUCAAGGUAGUAGCUCUUCGGAUAUUUCCAUGCCGGGGAGCCCUCAGCCUAGACGACCCAAAGUCAUUAAUGAAUGUCCUGAUGGCUGUCUGGAGGACGUGAAGGAGCAAAAGCCCACGAUAGUAACGAUAUCGAAGGAGCUUCUGGGAUCAGUUACAAAAUUCAAGAGAAAGCAGAAAAAGGGAACCGUCGACGUUUGGUGGCUCUACGACGACGGCGGACUCACGCUUCUGUUGCCUUAUAUUAUCAGCACUAGGCGCAACUGGUCCAACAGCAAACUACGGGUGUUUGCACUCGCUAAUAAAAAUUCAGAGUUGGAGUAUGAACAGAGAAACAUGGCAAGUCUGUUGUCCAAGUUCAGGAUAGAUUACUCAGCCCUGAAGGUAAUUCCAGACGUGUCAAAGCAAGCGCAGCCCCAGACGAAGAACUUUUUUGAUCUUCUCAUAGCUGACUUCCAGAGUUCAUCGGCAUCCAGAGACGAAGAUGGCACGAUAACAGAGUCGGAGCUCCUUGCAAUGAACGAGAAGACAAACAGGCAUCUGAGAUUGAGGGAGCUGUUAAUUGAGAACUCAAUGGAUGCUAAUCUUGUUGUCAUGACAUUGCCAAUGCCGAGGAAAGGAGCUGUUUCGGCUCCUCUAUACAUGGCUUGGUUGGAGACAUUGACACGAGAUAUGCCACCCUUCCUACUAGUCCGUGGAAAUCAGACGUCAGUCUUGACGUUUUACUCGUGAAGAAGAAUAUGGAGGCAGCGAGAAACUUCGCAGAAACUUUCAACCUGAUAAUAUAAAAAAUGUAAUUUAUUUGCCUUUCGCAGUGAUCAGGCGUGCAAGUUAGUCCGUUAUUAAUUUUACCGGAUGGUGGAGAAACUUGGCAGCACCGCAGAGAUUUAUUUUUGUAAAAAUAAAAGAAAAGACAAUUUUAGAUUAAUUGCCUUGAUUGAUUUAAUAACGAUUGCGUGGAGACAUGCAGAAAUCGUGAUUUAUUGAGUGAUACCGGAAAUUAUUUUGUUUAUCUUGAUGAACUUUCAUAACAUUUUUUUUC